UCAAUUCGGACCGUCAGUCUCUCGUUGGCCGCUGAACUGAACGGUCGUCUGUCAAGUUUGUAUAUUCAUAAAAAAUGUAUCUUGCCUUCCUUGGGGUGUUGUUAGUAUGUGGGGGUGCCUACACGCAUACUUACCACUUAGGGGCUUGCCCUGUCGUCGAGCCUAUGCCGGGAUUCGAAAUGAAUAAGAUGCUAGGAGUGUGGUACGUCAUCCAGAAGACAUCCACGGCAUCACACUGCAUCACAUACAACUUCACCAAGACCUUAGAGCCCGGCCAGUACCAGCUGGAACAGGUCUCCCAGCACUUCAUACUUGGACUCACGCCGCUAAAACAUGACUAUAGAUACACAGGGAUUUUGACUGUCCCUGAUUCUGCAGUGCCUGCGAGGAUGAAAGUGCGAUUCCCUCUCAGCGUUGCCGGCUCUGCUAGCUAUACUAUUUUAGCUACAGACUACACGACAUACGCUGCAGUGUUCACCUGUCAAAAACUAGCGUUCGCUCAUAGAAGGUCGGCUACUAUUCUCUCCAGGAAUAAGGAACUCGACAAGAUCUUCCUUGAUAAGGUACGCACCAAGCUGUCUUCUUUCGGCGUGGACCCCUACGACCUGUCCAUCAUCUCCCAGAGCAACUGCCCUCAACAUCCCAACGGGACCACUGAGGGAGUCAACAUCAACAUUGACCCUGGGACCUUCUCCGCACACAACAUUGGUAAUGCGGUCAAGAGUGCCGGCGAAGCUAUUGGCGAUGGUGUAGAAUACGUGGUGGAUGCAGGCAAGAAGGUGUACAACAAGGUUGCGAGCAGCAAGGAGGAUUUGACGGAAGCCCCCGCUGGUGCCGCUAGGAACUACAACGCGGAUGCCGAGUGGCUCCCCUGAACUGAUGAUACUCCAAAGAUAGAAGAAUAGCUCCGAACUAGAUCCAAACAGAGUCGUAAACAGAUAAUAGAGUCGAGACUACAACGCUUCAGGAACUUCACUUCGCACGUACCUAACUUACUUAUCGUCGCCUUUAUAGAAACGCACAUAAGCGUCGUUUAAAACACAUUCUUUAACAAAACCUCGAUUUCAUGCACUAAUUUGAAACCGGGUAAACAUUUAGGCCACAAUUUUUUGCCUGCUUUGGAACAAACUUGUCUGUUGCGACGUUUUGUUCAUAAUAAAAAUCAUAAAAGGAUUUUUUUUAAAAGCGCUAACGAGUUUUUCUCUAUUAGGCGACGUUAUAGUACAGUCACAAGUUAUAGUAAUUUAGUAUCAUGUCACACCUUUAUAAUAAAAUCUGAGAUUUACUGACUAAAUUAUGACAAAUAUCUUAAUGCGAUAGGGUUAUAAUGUGGGAAAUGUUACCCUAAAACCAAGAUCUAUUGCGGUUUGGUUGCUUUAGCAAAGCUAUUCUUCUUGAUUAGUUAUAAUUCGCUACGCUCUCAUCCGACUGGAUAUAUUCCUCCUUACCCCAACUCCUAUAAAACGUUAUAUUGAUGGGCAAAUGAAAAAGUUUAGGACUGUUAGGGUCGUAUCUCACUAGGACAUCUUUGUCGAGCUAAGUAGUUUGCGGCAAAUCUACAAUAAGUCACGUCAAAAUAAAUAUCACUAGAACACCAGGGUUGCGACGUGAGCGCGCAAUUAUUCGGGAUACCCUUCAUCAUCAUCAGCCGUAUGACGCCCACUGCUGGGCAAAGGCCUCCCCCAACAAAUUGGUGGCGCAACCAGGUGAGGUCUUUAUACUUAAAUUUUGUUGGUGUUCUAGUGAAUGACUAUACCCCAUUUGGAGUAGUCAAGGUACCUACAUCCAUCGCAAGAUGAACUAAGUACGGUCACGAGCAUUAAUAUGUAUACAUUUUGGUACCAUGUCACAUUAACUUUUUUCACAAAUUGAACUGUAAGUCUCUCUAAAUUUCAAAUAUGUUAGUGCGACAGAGUCCUAAAGUGGGUACAUUAUAUUGCUCAUGACUGUACCCACACCUCAUCGAGCUUUCUGUAAGACCAACGUGAUAGGUGGUGAACCGCGGUCUAUCUGCACUUAAAUGAAUAACUGUGUUCUAGUAAGAAAGGGCCCUUAUGGUUGUUAUGCCAGCAUUUACUGCCUCUUUGUCAAAAUACUCACUUAAAGUAAACAGUGACUACAUGGAAAGUCAAUUAGUAUUGCAUUUAUAAUAGGAGACCACGUUAUUGCCUUCUAAAUAAUUUAGUUUCAUACUAAGUGUUGAGAUUCAAUCAAUGCAAACUGCGCAUUCCUUACCUAUAGGGUUUUUAGUGAAAAGCAAUUAUUAAAAUUAAGUAUGUUAGCUUGUAAGGUUUUGUACAAAAAAAUAUACAAAAAUACAAUUAUUAAUAA
Messenger RNA from Pectinophora gossypiella (pink bollworm), 2331 nucleotides. Its product is annotated as apolipoprotein D-like. Gene Ontology annotation, molecular function: pigment binding. The record is from RefSeq and is a predicted model, not a curated record. NCBI's taxonomy places the organism in Eukaryota, Metazoa, Arthropoda, Insecta, Lepidoptera, Gelechiidae. The coding region runs from base 75 to 875 and encodes 266 amino acids. The transcript has 6 exons.